AAUUCAAAAGGAGAGCACAAGUGUAACCAUUCGCGACGGACACGCACUGUUCAUCGUUACGUGUGAGCGUUUACCCUCUGAGUGAAGAACCGUGGACGUGGACACAAACCCAAGUCAUGAUUUUACGAGUCACGAUCUUUGUCGCUCUUUUGAGCUUAGCGAUCGAGGCGCAUAAGUAUCCGCAAACUUUGGACGAACGAGAACAAUGGAAAGAGUUCGAAGAGUUUCAGGAGUGGAAGAAAGCGAAGCAGUUCAGCGAAAGACGGUACGAAAAUAAAUACAAGAAAUGGCAUCCUGACAAUGAAAACCACGAUGUGGAUAAAGUUUACGAAAGGAACGAGAAAAUUCCCAACGCUAACCCACCAUCAGUCGAUGAAGCUGCUUUAAUGGCAAGAUACAUUGUCAAUCAGGCUGACUGGGUGUCCGUGGCUACUAUAAGCACGCGGAAGGAAAUCGAGUCUUCUCCAGCCGUAACCUUAGUUUCCUUCAGCGACGGUGAAUUAGGAAAUGGAUCGGGUAUUCCAUAUCUUUAUCUCACUCCUUUAGAUUUCACAGCCCAAGAUCUUGCCAAAGACAACCGAGCGUCGAUGAUGAUGACAUUGGCACAGGGAGAUUACUGUAAGUCGAAACAAUGGGACCCGAUGGACCCUCGUUGUGCCAGAGUACUUCUGAGCGGUAGAGUCAAAACGUUGAAGAAUGAAAGCGCCGAACUUGAAACAGCCAAAAAAGUUUUCUUCGCCCGUCAUCCGAAAUUAAGAAACAUGCCACCAAAUCAUAAUUUUUAUUUCGCCAAACUGAAGAUAACGUCGAUCGCUGUUUUGGAUACCUUCGGUGGGCCGAAAUACGUCACUACGAGAGAUUACCUACAUCCACCUGUUAAUAACGUUACGGAAGAAUUUAACCGACUGUUCCCAUUGCAAUCGUCCGAGAAUGAUUCACAGCAAGAAUACAUGCCAAUUUCUAACUAUUUGAAUCCUGUGGUCCGUAAUGUUUAAAAUAUGAUAUUACGCUUGUACAUAAUCUUGAAUUUUUUUAUGAUAUC
Dufourea novaeangliae is the source of this 1042-nucleotide messenger RNA. RefSeq names its product protein CREG1 (gene CREG). NCBI's taxonomy places the organism in Eukaryota, Metazoa, Arthropoda, Insecta, Hymenoptera, Halictidae. The transcript has 5 exons. The coding region runs from base 117 to 995 and encodes 292 amino acids. The record is from RefSeq and is a predicted model, not a curated record.